Molecule: messenger RNA, 633 nt
Organism: Myotis lucifugus (little brown bat)
Lineage: Eukaryota; Metazoa; Chordata; Mammalia; Chiroptera; Vespertilionidae
Product: carcinoembryonic antigen-related cell adhesion molecule 21-like
Exons: 2
Coding region: 17-625 (202 amino acids)
Biological process (GO): heterophilic cell-cell adhesion
Cellular component (GO): cell surface
Source: RefSeq, a predicted model, not a curated record
CUUAACCUUCUGGAUCAUGCCCACCACUGCACAAUUUGCUAUUGACUCGACCGUUGCUUUUGAAGGGCAGGAUGGGAUUCUACGUCUCAGCAAUAAGCCUCCCAAUGUUACAGGGAUUAUUUGGUACAGGGGAAUAGAGAUGAAGGUCCUUAAUUUCAUUGGGUCUCUUGCAUGGGAUACCAGUGAAAUUCUAACAGGUCCCGAAUACAGUGGUCGAGAGGAAAUAAACCUUGAAGGAUCCCUGAUCAUAAGAAACGUCACUGUACGGGACGAAGGAAUUUACGUUGUAGAAGCCGUCCUUCCAAAUUCACCAAGAGUAAGAGGAUUUGGAUGGCUCAGUGUAUACCGGACACGGAGUGUGCCCAAACUCCUAGCCAGCAACACCACAGUCACAGAGAAUGAGGAUGCUGUGGUCAUGACUUGCCAGACAGAUGAGAGCCCCAUCUACUGGUUAUUCAAUGCUAGGAGUCUGGAGCUCACGGAGAGGAUGAAGCUAUCCCAGGACCACAGAACCCUCACCAUAGACCCUGUCAGGAGAGACGAUGCUGGGAACUACCAGUGUAAAGUCUCUAACCCCUUCAGCUCCUUUAGAAGUGCGCCUGUAGAGUUAGAUGUUGAGUACUAGUGAUCCUC